ACGUCCGAUACAGUCAAGAUGGACCAGAUAACACCGAAGGAGGUGAAGAUCCUGGAGAAUCCAGAGGACAUCCAGGAGAGGAGGGAACAAGUCCUUGGGAGAUACUCGAAUUUUAAGUCAGAGGCGAGGAGCAAGAGGGAUAAACUCGAGGACUCACGUCGCUUUCAGUAUUUCAAGCGCGAUGCCGACGAACUCGAGGGUUGGAUCUACGAAAAAUUGCAAGCAGCAUCUGACGAGAACUACAAGGACCCGACGAACCUCCAGGCAAAAAUCCAGAAGCACCAGGCGUUCGAGGCAGAAGUGGCAGCUCAUUCCAACGCAAUUGUCCUGCUGGACAACACCGGCUCAGAGAUGAUAGCCCAGCACCACUUCUCCAGUGAUUUGAUUCGCAAACGACUGGAAGAACUUCACCGUUUGUGGGAGCUCCUCCUCUCACGUCUAGCCGACAAGGGGCUGAAGCUGCAACAGGCCCUCGUCCUUGUGCAAUUUAUCCGCCAUUGCGACGAAGUGAUGUUCUGGAUUCACGACAAAGAGGCAUUCGUCACGACCGACGAAUUCGGCCAGGACCUGGAGCACGUGGAGGUCCUCCAGAGAAAAUUCGAUGAGUUCCAGAAGGACAUGGCCAGCCAGGAGUAUCGAGUAACUGAAGUAAAUGAAUUGGCUGACAAAUUACUCCUUGAUGGACACCCAGAGCGCGACACAAUCCUCGGUCGCAAGGAGGAGCUCAACGAGUCCUGGCAACGACUCAAGCAACUCGCAAUUCUACGACAGGAGAAGCUCUUCGGAGCCCACGAGAUCCAGAGAUUCAAUCGCGACGCAGACGAGACGAUGACGUGGAUCGCUGAGAAGGACGUGGUGCUGUCGUCAGACGAUUUUGGUCGAGACCUGGCGAGUGUCCAGACACUUCAACGAAAGCACGAGGGUAUAGAGCGAGAUUUGGCAGCACUGGAGGACAAAGUGGCGACUCUCGGAGCCGAGGCAGAUCGUCUCGCAGCAAUUCACCAGGUCGAUCACUCCCAGCAGAUCCAAUCGAAGAGAGCCGAGAUCCUGGCGUCCUGGGAGAGUCUCACCGCCAAAGCCAAGGAGCGUCGAUUCAAGUUAGAUGAGUCCUACUAUCUCCACAGAUUUCUCGCUGAUUACAGGGAUCUCGUUUCCUGGAUGAACGACAUGCGUGCGAUAAUAUCAGCAGACGAGCUUGCCAAGGAUGUGGCAGGUGCUGAGGCACUUCUUGAACGUCAUCAGGAGCACAAGGGAGAGAUCGACGCCAGAGCUGAUAGUUUUGACGCAGCAACUCUAGCAGGGAAUAAACUCCUCGAGAGAAAACACUACGCUGCAGAAGAAGUUGCCAGGAAAUUGGAUUCCCUCGCAGAGGACAAGUCGAGUCUUCUCGCCUUGUGGGAACAACGGAGAAUUCUCUACGAGCAGUGCAUGGACCUUCAGCUCUUCUACAGAGAUACGGAGCAGGCUGACGCCUGGAUGGCGAAGCAAGAGGCCUUCCUGGCAAAUGAGGACUUGGGCGACUCCCUGGACAGCGUGGAGGCUCUGAUAAAGAAGCACGAGGACUUUGAUAAGUCCCUGGCAGCUCAGGAGGAGAAAAUCAAGGCACUCGAUGAAUUCGCUGGUAAAUUGAUCGAGGGUGAACACUACGCAGCUGACGAUGUUGCCCAGAGGAGAAAAUCUCUCCUCCAGAGACGAUCAGUUCUGCUCGUGAAUUCAGCUGAACGCAGGAGAAAACUCGAGGAUGCCUACAAGCUUCAGCAAUUCGAGAGGGAUUGCGAUGAGACAAAGGGUUGGGUAAAUGAGAAACUUAAAUUUGCAACUGACGACAGUUAUCUGGACCCAACGAAUCUCAAUGGAAAAGUCCAGAAGCACCAGAAUUUCGAACAGGAGCUCAACGCUAAUAAGACGAGGAUGGAAGAGAUGGUGAGCAUUGGGCAGGAGCUCAUCGAUGGUGAGCACUACGCAAGGGAGAGAAUAAAAUCACGAAUCGAUGAGAUUGUUUCCCUCUGGGAGAGCCUCGCCAGGGCAGCCGACAAGAAGGGGACAAAACUCCAAGAGGCAUUGCAGCAGCAGCAGUUUAAUAGAACUGUCGAGGACAUUGAGCUCUGGCUGUCCGAAGUCGAGGGUCAACUGAUGAGUGAGGAUUAUGGAAAGGACCUGACGAGUGUACAGAAUCUUCAGAAGAAACACGCACUCCUGGAGGCCGAUGUGGGAUCACAUGCCGAUAGAAUCGAGGUAAUUGCUCAAGCUGCUGAGAAGUUCGUAUCCUCUGGUCACUUUGAUGCUGAGAACAUCAGGUCUAAGCAGGAACAACUGGGGAGUCGUUAUGCCGCACUCCAGAGACCCAUGAGCAUAAGAAAACAGAGACUCCUGGAUUCACUCCAGGUGCAACAGCUCUUCCGGGAUAUUGAGGACGAGGAGGCAUGGAUCAGGGAGAAAGAGCCAGUAGCUGCUUCCACUAACAGGGGUAGGGAUUUAAUUGGUGUUCAGAAUUUACAGAAGAAGCAUCAGGUUGUACUUGCUGAGAUAAAUAAUCACGAGCCCAGGGUGGCAGCUGUUUGUGAAGCUGGAUCGAAAAUGCUGUCGGAUGGUCACUUUGCUGCUGAUGAAAUUGGCCAGAGGCUCAGUGCACUCGAUGAGCACUGGCUACAGCUCAAGGAGAAAGCCAAACAGAGGAAAAUUGAUCUCGACGACUCUCUCCAGGCGCAUCAGUAUUUCGCUGAUGCCAAUGAGGCUGAGUCCUGGAUGAAGGAGAAACGUCCGAUUGUCAUGAAUAAUGAUUAUGGUAAGGACGAGGAUAGCUCUGAGGCUCUUCUGAAGAAACACGAAGCACUCGUCAGUGAUCUUGAGGCUUUUGCCAGCACCAUUGGAGCACUCCGGGAUCAGGCAGCUGCCUGCAGACAACAGGAGACACCAACUGUUGAUAUCGCUGGAAAAGAGUGCGUCGUUGCACUUUAUGAUUAUGCAGAGAAAUCUCCUAGGGAGGUCUCCAUGAAAAAAGGAGAUACUCUGACUCUAUUGAACUCUAAUAACAAGGACUGGUGGAAGGUUGAGGUGAACGAUCGUCAGGGAUUUGUUCCAGCGGCUUAUGUUAAACGAGUGGAGCCAGAGGUUGGACUGUCAGCAUCUCAGCAGAAUCUUGCCAGAGAGCAGAGCUCAAUUGCUGCGAGACAGGCGCAAAUUCAGGGACAGUACGAUGAUCUACUCCAAUUGGCACACGAGCGUCAGAAUAAACUCAAUGAAACAGCGAAGGCUUAUGUUCUUGUGAGAGAAGCCGCUGAAUUGGCGACCUGGAUCAAGGACAAGGAGAAUCAUGCACAGGUCCAGGAUGUGGGUGAGGAUCUCGAGCAGGUGGAGGUGAUGCAGAAGAAGUUCGACGAUUUUCAGGCUGAUCUCAAGGCUAAUGAGGUCAGGCUUGCUGAGAUGAAUGAGAUUGCUGUCCAGUUGAUGAGUCUUGGGCAGACUGAGGCUGCACUCAAAAUUCAAACACAAAUUCAGGAUCUCAAUGAGAAGUGGACGAGUCUUCAGACAUUGACUGCUGAGAGGGCGAGUCAAUUGGGCUCUGCACAUGAGGUACAGAGAUUUCAUAGGGAUGUUGAUGAGACUAAGGACUGGAUCAGGGAGAAGGAUGCUGCGUUGAAUAAUGAUGAUCUUGGCAAGGAUCUCAGAAGUGUUCAGGCAUUGCAGAGGAAGCACGAGGGGCUCGAGAGGGAUUUGGCUGCACUUGGGGAUAAGAUCAAACAGUUGGAUGACACUGCCAACAGGCUUAUGCAAUCACAUCCUGACACUGCUGAGCAAACUUAUGCCAAGCAGAAGGAAAUCAAUGAGGAGUGGACUCAACUCACUGCCAAGGCCAACUCCAGGAAGGAGAAAUUACUGGACUCUUACGAUCUUCAGAGAUUCCUCAGUGAUUACAGGGAUCUCAUGGCCUGGAUUAAUUCUAUGAUGGGACUUGUCGCCAGUGAGGAACUCGCGUCUGACGUCACUGGUGCUGAGGCUCUUCUUGAGAGGCAUCAGAAUUACAGAUCCGAAAUUGACGCGAGAUAUGGAAUCCUCGAGGAGCACAGAACGGAAGUGGACGCACGUGCAGGUACAUUCCAGGCCUUCGAGUUAUUCGGCCAACAACUCCUUCAAUCCUCCCACUACGCCAGCGUUGAAAUCCAGGAAAAACUCGAAUCAAUGGCCGAAGCCCGUCAGGAGCUCGAAAAGGCGUGGAUCCAGCGUCGAAUGCAACUGGACCAGAACCUGGAGCUCCAGCUAUUCUGUCGAGACUGCGAGCAAGCAGAAAAUUGGAUGAGCGCUCGUGAGGCCUUCCUGAGCUCCGCCGACGCGGUCGACAGCAGUGACAACGUGGAGGCAUUAAUUAAAAAACACGAAGACUUCGACAAAGCGAUAAACGCACACGAGGAGAAAAUCGCUGCACUCCAGACACUGGCUGAUCAGCUGAUAGCAGCUGAGCAUUACGCAGCCAAACCGAUUGACGAUCGUCGCUGUCAAGUGCUGGAUCGUUGGAAGCACUUGAAGGACGCCCUGAUCGAGAAACGAUCGAAAUUGGGAGAGUCUCAGACACUCCAGCAAUUCUCUCGAGACGCUGACGAAAUGGAAAACUGGAUUGCAGAGAAACUUCAAUUAGCGACUGAGGAGAAUUACAAAGACCCAGCGAAUAUUCAGUCGAAACACCAGAAGCAUCAGGCAUUCGAGGCAGAAUUGGCAGCCAAUGCUGACAGAAUUCAGUCUGUCCUGGCGAUGGGUGGAAAUCUCAUCGAGAAACAUCAGUGUGCUGGAUCAGAGGACGCAGUCCAGAAGAGACUGGCGUCAAUAGCUGAUCAGUGGGAGUACCUCACCCAGAAGACGACGGAGAAGUCCCUGAAGCUCAAGGAAGCCAACAAGCAGAGAACUUACAUCGCAGCCGUUAAGGAUCUGGACUUUUGGCUGGGUGAGGUCGAGAGUUUACUGACCUCUGAGGACGCUGGAAAGGAUCUCGCAUCUGUUCAGAAUCUAAUGAAGAAACAUCAACUGGUGGAGGCUGAUAUUCAGGCACACGAGGAGAGAAUUAAGGAUAUGAAUGCACAGGCUGACUCUUUGAUCGAGAGUGGGCAGUUCGAUGCAGCCGGUAUUCAGGAGAAGAGACAGAGUAUCAACGAGAGAUACGAGAGAAUCCGUAAUUUGGCAGCUCACAGACAGGCAAGACUCAAUGAAGCUAACACUCUCCACCAAUUCUUCAGGGAUAUUGCUGACGAGGAGAGCUGGAUCAAGGAGAAAAAAUUGCUCGUGGGAUCUGACGAUUAUGGUAGAGACUUGACUGGAGUUCAGAACCUGAAGAAAAAACACAAGAGGCUGGAGGCUGAACUGGGGAGUCACGAGCCAGCGAUUCAGGCGGUACAGGAGGCCGGGGAGAAGCUGAUGGAUGUCUCGAAUUUAGGAGUACCUGAGAUCGAACAGAGGCUGAAGCUUCUCAAUCAGGCGUGGGCUGAGCUGAAACAAUUGGCUGCCACUAGGGGUCAGAAACUCGAUGAAUCACUCACUUAUCAGCAGUUCCUGGCUAAAGUUGAGGAGGAAGAGGCCUGGAUCACUGAGAAACAGCAACUUCUCUCUGUAGAAGAUUAUGGAGACACAAUGGCAGCUGUUCAGGGGCUCCUGAAAAAGCACGAGGCCUUUGAAACCGAUUUUGCUGCUCAUGGGGAACGCUGCAAGGACAUCUGCGAGGCUGGGGAGUCCCUCAUUGCCUCUGGAAAUCAUAGGGGAGAGGCCAUUGGUCAACGCUGCACACAAUUGAGGAGCAAAUUGGAUCAAUUGGGGGCCCUUGCCACUCGCAGGAAGACACGACUCACUGACAAUUCAGCUUAUCUACAGUUUAUGUGGAAAGCUGAUGUCGUGGAGUCAUGGAUUGCUGAUAAAGAGACUCAUGUAAGGUCUGAGGAAUUCGGAAGGGAUUUGUCGACUGUUCAGACUCUUCUCACGAAACAGGAGACAUUUGAUGCUGGAUUACAUGCCUUCGAGCAUGAGGGGAUUCAGAAUAUUACGACUCUGAAGGAGAGACUUGUCGACGCAGGACACGAACAGACCCCUAAUAUCCAGAAGAGACACGCCGAUGUCAUCACCCGAUGGCAGAAACUCCUGGCGGACUCUGACUCCAGGAAGCAGCGACUCCUGAGGAUGCAGGACCAGUUCAGGCAGAUCGAGGAGCUCUACCUGACAUUCGCGAAGAAAGCGUCGGCAUUUAAUUCUUGGUUUGAAAAUGCUGAGGAGGAUUUGACUGAUCCUGUAAGGUGCAAUAGUAUUGAGGAGAUCAGGGCACUCAGGGAGGCGCAUGCCUCGUUCCAAGCGAGUUUGUCGUCGGCUGAGGCUGAUUUUCAGGCACUCGCUGCCCUUGACAGACAGAUAAAGAGCUUCAAUGUGGGACCCAAUCCCUACACAUGGUUCACGAUGGAGGCGUUGGAGGACACCUGGAGAAAUUUGCAGAAGAUCAUUAAAGAGAGGGAUGUGGAGCUCGCAAAAGAGGCCCAGAGACAGGAGGAGAACGAUAAGUUGAGGAAGGAGUUCGCGAAACAUGCGAAUGCCUUCCAUCAGUGGCUGGCGGAGACGAGGACGUCGAUGAUGGAGGGGUCUGGAUCACUCGAGCAACAGCUCGAGGCCACGAAGAGAAAGACCCACGAGGUCAGGGCUCGCAGGCAGGAUCUCAAGAAAAUCGAGGAUCUUGGGGCCAUUCUAGAGGAGCAUUUGAUUCUCGAUAACAGAUACACCGAGCACAGCACUGUGGGACUGGCUCAGCAGUGGGAUCAACUCGAUCAACUCGGAAUGAGAAUGCAGCAUAAUUUGGAGCAGCAGAUUCAGGCCAGAAAUCAGUCUGGUGUGUCGGAGGAUGCACUCAAGGAGUUCUCCAUGAUGUUUAAGCAUUUCGACAAGGACAAGAGUGGAAGACUCAAUCAUCAAGAGUUCAAAUCCUGUCUCAGGGCACUCGGGUAUGAUUUACCUAUGGUCGAGGAGGGACAACCUGAUCCUGAAUUCGAGAAUAUUCUGGAUAUUGUCGAUCCUAAUAGGGAUGGAUAUGUCUCUCUUCAGGAGUACAUGGCGUUUAUGAUUAGUAAGGAGACCGAAAAUGUUCAGAGCUCUGAGGAAAUUGAAAACGCAUUCCGUGCAAUCACUGCUGCCGACAGGCCUUAUGUCACUAAGGAAGAACUUUAUGCGAACCUUACGAAGGACAUGGCCGAUUACUGUGUGGCACGUAUGAAACCCUUCGUCGACGCCAAGAACGAACGAUCGAUUAUUGGAGCACUGGACUACAUAGAUUUUACUCGCACCCUCUUCCAGAAUUAAUCAUCCCUUUUUUUAGUAAUCGUAUACUCAAGCAUAAAUUAUUAUUCAACAUUAUACGACUUUUACAUUGGAUUGUAUUCAGAGCACUGCAGGCUUUCUCUUCUAAUUUAACAACCAGAAUUUUUGGUAAUUAUUGUAUUGAUGAGUUGCUUGCGGUGUUAGUCUAUUAAAAAUGCAUAUUCAGUUUUAUGGAGUAUUGGUUAUUGGAAUAUUGCUGGUAAUUGUAGAGAAGGUAUAAAUGAAUGUUAUUGAACACGAUA
Molecule: messenger RNA, 7577 nt
Organism: Fopius arisanus
Lineage: Eukaryota; Metazoa; Arthropoda; Insecta; Hymenoptera; Braconidae
Gene: alpha-Spec
Product: alpha spectrin
Exons: 5
Coding region: 19-7317 (2432 amino acids)
Biological process (GO): actin cytoskeleton organization
Cellular component (GO): plasma membrane; cell projection; cortical actin cytoskeleton
Molecular function (GO): actin filament binding; calcium ion binding
Source: RefSeq, a predicted model, not a curated record